AUGCCGCCACCGCGAGGAAUAUACAUAUUGAGGCAGUUUCUGGGCGUGUCCCGCGUUAGGGAACGAGCUUUAACUCAUCAGUCACUGCUCCCCAUAUAUUCCCAUUCGUCAAAAGGGCCUCUCAGACAGCAUUCGACAGUACCAAAUGCCCCUUGCGAGAUCCCACCGGGCCAUCUGGAGACGAAGACGCAUGUCAUGGGAUGGGAGAAGAUUCAAACACAGGUUGAACCGUAUUUCAAGACCAAUUGGAACUUCGUCAGCGAGAAGGAAAGAAAGGGGUUGCUUAGCAUUGGGCUCCCUCACGCCUUCUGUAAAUCAUUCCCUUCGACGCUUAAUAACCGUGUCGGAGUUACUUGCAAGAUGCUAUAUUUGUCUUUGCUCAUCGAUGACCAACUGGAAAAAAUGAGCUUUGCACAAAUGCUAUCUUAUAGACAUCGGACCAUGGAAGUUGCACUCGGGUCGGUCAAGCCGGAUAUCAGCAUCAGUCGCGAGUGGAUGCUUUAUGAUACAUUGCAGAUCAUGCGAGGCAUGGAUAAGAGGUUGGCAAAUCGUGUUGCCCGUGGGUUUUGCCAAUUAUUGAAGGCUAUGACAUCCCCCGAACGCAACUCGAUAACAAAUCUUGAAUCAUAUUUUCAAUUUAGAGAAGUUGAUUCCGGUCGAACGUUUUUCACUGCCCUCAUCAGAUUCGGCGCCAAUUUACAUCUCAAUGACACAGAGUUGAUGAAGUCAAAGCCAUUUGAAAGUAUCGCAUUCCGGCAUUUCAGUAUCAUCAAUGAUAUCUAUAGCUGGGAACGGGAAUCGAGAGUGUCCCAGACAAUUUCGACCGAUGGCGCAAAACCGUUUUCAUCCGUUUAUAUUGUCGCUAAAGACACUCGACAGCCUUUCUCUAUAUGCCAGCGAUUAUUGUACGACUACUGCAGAGGAAUCGAGCUUGAUUUCAAACAAGCUGUGGAUGGGCUUCGGGAAGAUGGCUCUAAUGUGCUGACACCCCAGCUGGAGAGCUACCUUCGGAAUCUGGAGUUUUUUAUGAGUGGGAUGGAGGCAUGGAGUCAAUUGACUGCCCGAUAUAAGAAGUAG
Molecule: messenger RNA, 1077 nt
Organism: Penicillium olsonii
Lineage: Eukaryota; Fungi; Ascomycota; Eurotiomycetes; Eurotiales; Aspergillaceae
Source: the annotation of a GenBank genome assembly